CGCGACCUCGUGUCUCGUGUGGCGCUGCUAUCGCUGCUGCGCGCUGCGCGCAUGAUGCAGCGUUUGCGUUCAAGGGACGGGUUGCUUUCGGUUACUUUCGUUUUUGACUUGUGAUGUCGUUGUUAGAUUAGCAACGUUUUUGGUUUUACUCUCUUCGAAAUCCUGACCAGGAAUGGAUUCUAUAGACAGCUCUACGAGCGACAGCAUAAGUUCUCUUUUUCAAGAGAGCGAACCAGAGCCAAGCUUCUUCGGUAUUCUGCUGAACUUCAUCUCAACAAAUGGCUGGUUUAUCACAUUUGGACUCAUCGGCUUGUACAUGCUGUACAGGAAACUUGGCUCGUACCUACCAACAAUGAGCACAGUCUCGCCACCUGCACAACAGGCCUAUGGACCAUCAGAAGCAGAUGAAUUCGUGAAGCGGCAAGAAGCUCUGGAGCGGGCACGUCAAAGGAUGCAAGAAAAGCAAGACGCGCUAGCUGAGAAGCAGAAAGAAAAGAUAGCUCAGCUUGAAGAGCAGAAACGGCAAGAGAAGAUAAAAAACUGGGAGCAGUUGCAGCAGGGACUUGGCCUUGGUUCAAAGCUACGAACCACGUCUACCAAUGAGAGCUCUGCCGAGCCCAACAGACUAUCGCGGAGACCCCGGGGAAGCCAAGACGGCAGCGAUCGCCUUCGUAACUCGGAUUACAACCCGCUCACGGGUUCUUCGGGAGGCUCCUCGUACAGGCCAGAGAGGAGGUGUGUGAGCCAGGGUGGAUGAGGUUAAAGCACGGGGUUCACCUUUUCAUUUAUGCAAGCUGUGGUGUUGCUUUUCUAGUUGCUGACAUGCGACACAUUGUGAACGCUUGUUUUACUAGCUUACAGCAUUGAAGCAUUACUCUACAACCCGUCUAAGUCUUUGUUAUUUUUACUUUGCAGUAUUUUUGAUACCCUCAAAAUUGUUUCGUAUCUUCCUCAAUAAAUUUGAGCUGCUCCAACCUUUCGCUCUGCACCGUCUGUCUGAUGUGCUGACAAAUGUAUUAGCAUUUUUUUCUUCAGAAAAUGUGCAUGUUGACAGCUUGACGAUUUAGCAGAGAAAUGCUUCACCACAGCUGCAGAAAUGUGAACCCCCUGCUUUCUGCUACAUGAGCGUACCUCAGUGCGUACUUGCUGUAUUCGUUCCUUGGGACCAAAGGUAGCCUGGGACUAACACAAGCACGCACACUCAUGAUGUCAUUACUGGAACUGGUUCGCAGCCAACGGUAUUGAUGGAAGGAGGGAUCUGAAUGUGGCAACUGCUUUUUGGAGACUCCAUGUGAAUAAAUUUACACGACCAUUCCUGGGUUUAGAAUCUCUCUAUGUCCCUUUGAAACCAGAAAUUGAGUUGUAAAUAAACGUACAUGUCCAUUUCA
This is a messenger RNA of Rhipicephalus sanguineus (brown dog tick), 1388 nucleotides long. RefSeq names its product selenoprotein S. Gene Ontology annotation, cellular component: Derlin-1-VIMP complex; endoplasmic reticulum membrane; Derlin-1 retrotranslocation complex. Lineage: Eukaryota; Metazoa; Arthropoda; Arachnida; Ixodida; Ixodidae. The coding region runs from base 173 to 757 and encodes 194 amino acids. The transcript is spliced from 4 exons. Gene Ontology annotation, biological process: retrograde protein transport, ER to cytosol; endoplasmic reticulum unfolded protein response. The record is from RefSeq and is a predicted model, not a curated record.